AUGGCUUCUUAUCUUUUCAUUCUCUUUCUUCUUCUUCUCUCCAUCGGCCUCAGCCACUCACUACCUACUCUUCUCCAAAUCACCAAAGAUCUCCACACCCACCAGUACACCACCCAAUUGCUCAUCGGAACUCCUCCACUUCCCACCAAACUCGUCCUCCAUCUCUCCGGUCAAUCCCUAUGGCUAAACAACUGCCCCCCAUCUCGGACCUUCCUCAGCCAUGGCUCCCUCCAAUGCUUGAUGGCUGGUCCAUCUCCCAGUUGUCAGGUUCCCCAACACAACCCCAUCACCGGAGACACCACUUUCGGAGAUCUCGCCCAGGAUAUAGUCUCCGUCGAUGGUAUGACCCUUGAAAGCUUUUUGUUUUCGUGUUCGCCGGAAUAUUUAGUCAAAGGCCUGGUCAACAGUGCCAAAGGUGUGCUGGGUUUCGGAAGGUCAAAAGUUGCGUUUCAAUCUCAGAUGGUCAACGCUUUUGACUUCCCCAGAAAGUUCACUGUCUGCUUGUCUUCAUCGGACGGAUUUAUAAUUUCCGGCGCCGGGAUCUCUAAAUCUCUGUCUUACACUCCGUUGAUGUCAGUGGAUGGGUACUAUGUGAAUGUGAAUUCCAUCAAAAUUAACGGUAGGAAAUUGGGUGUAGGGCAGCCCAUAGGAGGUGUAGAAAUAAGCUCAACGGUUCCUUACACUGUCAUGAAGAGCUCACUUUAUGAAAUCUUCACAAAAGCUUUUGUUACGGCCAUGAACAUGACUGUGGUGUCUCCGGUGGCGCCGUUUGGGGUGUGUUUUCCUUCUCAGGCAACUGUGCCCGAGAUCCAAAUGGUGAUGCAGAGCCAACUCGUCAAGUGGAGGAUACAAGGGCGGAAUUCGAUGGUGGAAGUCAGUGAUUCGGUGAUGUGUUUGGGCUUUGUCGAUGGCGGUAUGGGUAUGACCGGUUCAGUUAUUUUAGGGGGGUAUCAGUUGGAGGAUCAUAUCUUGGAGUUUGAUUUGGGGACGGGUAUGAUGGGGUUUAGUUCUUCCUUGUUAAACGAGGGAGAUAGUUGUUCGACACUUAGGGAAUCAUUGUAA
Helianthus annuus (common sunflower) is the source of this 1062-nucleotide messenger RNA. RefSeq names its product probable aspartic proteinase GIP2. Lineage: Eukaryota; Viridiplantae; Streptophyta; Magnoliopsida; Asterales; Asteraceae. The record is from RefSeq and is a predicted model, not a curated record. Gene Ontology annotation, biological process: proteolysis. Gene Ontology annotation, molecular function: aspartic-type endopeptidase activity. Bases 1 to 1062 code for a protein of 353 amino acids. The transcript has a single exon.